Messenger RNA from Vicugna pacos (alpaca), 3477 nucleotides. NCBI's taxonomy places the organism in Eukaryota, Metazoa, Chordata, Mammalia, Artiodactyla, Camelidae. The record is from RefSeq and is a predicted model, not a curated record.
GGGCUGGGGUGGAGAAUGGGCCAAGGCCUUGUCCUGGGGCCGAGCUGGUGCCAUCUCCCAAUACACAUCCCAGGCGCACAGCCGGGAGCAGGGGGGCGGGUGCUCGGGGUCAAGGGAGGCAAUGCUCCAGGGCUCCUGUUUGUUCUUCUGCAGAGUGAGGUGAGCAGCCCCUGCCUCCUGCCAUCCCUUGACCCUGGCAGCCACAGCCAGGAUUUGAAGGGAACGGGUCUCACGCUCGCAGACCUGUGCAGAACCAUCCUGGCGCAGCAGCUCCCCGUGCGGCAUCCGGCAGCAGGCAGCCCUCACCCUCCCUCUGUGCUCUCAGAAAUACUUUGCCAUGCGCGGCAGGACCACAUAGACUUCGGCCCAGCUGAGCCGCACACGGUGCUUUUCCAUGAGCCUGGCAGCUCCUCCGUGUGGGUUGGGGGACGCAGCAAGCUCUAUCUCUUUGAUUUCCCCAAGGGCAAGAACGCCUCGGUACACAUGGUGAACAUUAACUCCACGAAGGGGUCCUGCCGAGACAAGCGGGAUUGCGAGAACUACAUCACGCUCCUGGAGAAGCAGGGUGAGGGGCUGUUGGUCUGCGGCACCAAUGCCCGGCGACCUAGCUGCUGGAUCCUGGUAAAUGACACUGUGAUGUUGCUUGGUGAGAGGAAAGGCUAUGCGCCCUUCAGCCCGGAUGAGAACUCCUUGGUUCUGUUUGACGGGGACGAAGUGUACUCUACCAUCCGAAAGCAGGAAUACAAUGGGAAGAUCCCUCGGUUCCGCCGAAUCAAGGGCGAGAUCGAGCUGUACACCAGUGAUACUGUCAUGCAAAACCCGCAGUUCAUCAAGGCCACCAUCGUGCACCAAGACCACGCCUACGAUGACAAGAUCUACUACUUUUUCCGAGAGGACAAUCCUGACAAGAAUCCCGAGGCCCCUCUCAACGUGUCCCGCGUGGCCCAGCUGUGCAAGGGGGACCAGGGUGGCGAGAGUUCGCUGUCUGUCUCCAAGUGGAACACCUUCCUGAAAGCCAUGCUGGUGUGCAGCGACGCCGCUACCAACAAGAACUUCAACAGGCUGCAGGACGUCUUCCUGCUCCCUGACCCUAACGGCCAGUGGAGGGACACGAGGGUCUAUGGCGUUUUCUCCAACCCCUGGAACUACUCAGCCGUCUGCGUGUACUCCCUCGGCGACAUUGACAAGGUCUUCCGCACUUCCUCACUCAAGGGCUACCAUGCAGGCCUUCCCAACCCUCGGCCUGGCAAGUGCCUCCCAGACCGGCAGCCGAUACCCACAGAGACCUUCCAGGUGGCCGACAGUCACCCCGAGGUGGUACAGAGGGUGGAGCCCAUGGGGCCUCUGAAGACACCACUGUUCCACUCUAAGUACCACUACCAGAAAGUGGUCGUCCACCGCAUGCACGCCAGCAAUGGGGAGACCUUUCACGUGCUUUACCUAACCACAGACAAGGGCACCAUCCACAAGGUGGUGGAGUCAGGGGACCGGGAACACAGCCUUGUCUUCAACAUCUUGGAGAUCCAGCCCUUCCACCGAGCAGCCGCCAUCCAGGCCAUGUUGCUGGACGCUGACCGGCGGAAACUGUAUGUGAGCUCCCAGUGGGAGGUGAGCCAGGUGCCCUUGGACCUGUGUGAGGUCUACAACGGGGGCUGCCACGGCUGCCUCAUGGCUCGAGAUCCCUACUGCGGCUGGUACCAGGACCGCUGUGUCUCCAUCUACAGCUCCCAAGGGCCAGUGCUGCAGUCCAUCAAUCCAACCGAGCCACACAGGGAGUGCCCCAACCCAAAGCCAGAAGAGGCCCCAUUGCAGAAGGUGUCCCUGGCCCAGAACUCUCGCUACUAUCUGAGCUGCCCCAUGGAGUCCCGCCACGCCACCUACUCAUGGCGCCAUGAGAAGAACGUGGAGCAGAGCUGUGAGCCCGGCCACCAGAGCCCCAACUGCAUCUUGUUCAUUGAGAACCUCACGGACCUCCAGUACGGCCACUACUACUGCGAGGCCCAGGAGGGCUCCUACCUCCGCGAGGCUCAGCACUGGGAGCUACUGCGGGAGGACGGCGCCAUGGCCUCGCACCUGCUGGGCCAUGCCUGCACCCUGGCUGCCUCCCUCUGGCUGGGCGUCAUGCCCACACUUGCUUUUGGCCUGCUGGUCCAUUAGGGCCUCCUGGGGCUGGCAUGCUGCAGGCUUCGGCAGCCCCAAGGCCCUAGAAAAAUCCCACACUCAGAACUGGCCGGGCCUGGAGCUCCUUGCCCAUCACUUCUUCCAGGGGGACUGCAUAACCCAGUGGAGGACGCCAGGCCUGGAGAUGGCCAGCCGCAGGCGGCUGCUGGGCCCCGGUGGGGUGGGGGUGGUUUGGGCCAGAGAACGCAGGCUCUGACUGUGAAGCUGGGGCAUUGAUGACCCACGAUUUUAUCUUCUGGCGACUAUUUUUCAAAAACUCCUCCUCAAACUUGACUAAAUGCAGAGGUGGCUCUUGGCCCAAGAGCCUUUGGGCCGGAGAGUGGGGUUAAGAAAGGGGAGUUGGGGCCCCAUCUCUGGACCUUUGGGCUGAGGCCUGAGUCCUUCUGGACUUUGAUACCCAAAUUGCCCCCUCAUCCUCCCUCCUGCCAUGGCUGGGGGUGGCUAGUGUUCCUGCAGGCCCAGGGCUGCCCUCUGUGGCCACCUCGCCAGCCCUGGAUCCCACUAGGCAGCUGCCUUGCAUGUUUAUUGAAGGAUGUUUGCUUUCCGGACAGAAGGACGGAAAAAGCUCUAUUUUUAUGUUAGGCUUAUUUCAUGUAUAGCUACUUCUGACUGCAUCUGUAUGAAAUACCAAAACUACAUGCUGGGGGUGGGGUGGGGAAGGGAGGGGCUGGGGAAGGGAUGGGUCAUGGGGGGUCCCAGUCUGUGGCUCCUGGGGAUGGGAUGAGUCCAGGGAUGGGCAUGGGUUCGAUGAGAGUGGCAUGAGCUGGCUCUGCCCUGGGAGCCCAGUCUGAGGGGGACGUUGUCCAAGCCCCCGCCAUGGGGUGGAUAUGGGGGGGGUGGGGUGAGGGAGACAGGGGAGAAUGAAGGAGAAAACUGAGCCCUAGGUUCACCGUGUUCAUUUAGAAGGAGGAGCCGGGUCCUCAGGGGGAGGUUCCAGGACUCUGCCCUUGGCAUUGGGGGUUGGGGGGCGGGGGGGCCCCCUCCCCUCCCCUCAGCCCCCUUCCCCAGGGGCUGUGCUUCCAUGCUCCUAGCCUCCCACCUUCAGCUCAGGACAUGUUAUAACUUAGGCUAAACUGUGAAUUCCUGUAGGGACAGCCUGGGCCAUGCUCUCCAGGUGGACGGCUCUGCCCCAGCCCUGUCCAUGGAUUUCAGCAGAGAGCUGGGCCCUUCUCUGGCUGUGUCUGGCCAGCCUGGGGCAGGGCCUGGGGCUGGUGGCCUUCCAGCUUUGGCCCCUGCAUCUCUUCUCAAUGCACUUUAAUAAUGUAACAUAUUACUAAUAAACAAGCUAUUUAUUUA